Molecule: messenger RNA, 2478 nt
Organism: Alternaria arbusti
Lineage: Eukaryota; Fungi; Ascomycota; Dothideomycetes; Pleosporales; Pleosporaceae
Exons: 2
Coding region: 1-2478 (825 amino acids)
Source: RefSeq, a predicted model, not a curated record
AUGGCGGAACCAAUGUCGAAUGUUUCGCCGGAGAAGCUCAAUACUUACUCUGACAACAUCAUCGUCGACGAUAUUGAUAUGGCGUACAACGAUCCGCCCUCGUCGCCUUUCGUCGAACACAUCGGAGUCCAAGACCAGGAGAACAUUGCCCCUGGAGCAGCAGCCACACCGGUGAAGCCGCUAAUAGACUUUGAGGACAGCGUACCCCAAUCCGCUUUCAGAGUGUCUCCCGAGAAGAAAUUUGGGUUGAAGGAGCGCACAAGCCCAAUGAAGACACUGCCAGCAAAGAAUUUGAUGGACGACUUUGAAGACCCGGCACAUAAAACUGGCAGUGCGGAUCGACAGACUCCCCAGAAGAACAUCUCGCCCAUCAAGGAGAUUGCUACCGAGCGACGCGGGUCCGCAAUGAGUAGCCACUCCUACAAAAGCCAAUCGCCCUCGAAAUCGUCACGCGUACCUUCGCCCGAAACGGUCCAGCGCAAGCCAACCCAUACAUAUCAGCGGCAAACAUCGGUCACACCGUCAAAGCGACCGGCCUCUUCUCACCAAGAGUCUCCGCUCCGCGACAACGAGGGCUUGACUACCGCGAUGAAGUUCAUGGAGGAUAGCAACUUCAAAACUCGCGAAACACCCAGAAAGCGAACAUCUCGAGGCCACGAAUUUGAGAUCGAUCUGAGCAUGGACAACACAGACUUCAAUCCAGACGGGCCAGAGCCAACAUCCUUGGACAUCGAUGAUACCUGCUUCAGCAACUUCUCAGAGAUGCCGGGGAUCGAUAUGACGAAAUUCGCAUCCCUGAAACAGAGCCCAGCAAAGAGCGGCAUGCCAGAUGCUACACCUCGCGCUCGCCCUCAAAUGACACCCUCGACGGUCCGACGGUCCGAACGCACUCCCAGUCCUACGCCACGGCGCGCAUAUAACGAUAACGAUACCACAAAUCUACUUUUGGACUUCACCGCCCAGAUUGAAUCCUUCUCUUCAUCCCGCCGUGCGUCACCCGGACGUGGGCGCAAUUCGCCUAGCAAGUCUAUCACAGAGCCAAACCUCCGCUCCUAUUACCGGGACCAGCGAUCGCCGGCCAAGGGUGGGUCGCAAGUACCUGCAACACCCAGCCAGAGGAGCCAAAUGUUGAAUCUGUUGGAUUUUGAGCUGCCUCCGCCGCCUACACCACGAUCGCUACCUACUGUCACCAUCCGAGAGCUUGAGUCUGUAAAGUCCCAGUUUCAGUCUCAGGUGUCGUCUCUCACCGCCAGCUUGUCUGGAAAAGAAGCUGAGAUCGACGCUCUUUCCAAAGCUAUUGCCGAUGCUGAACGCCGAGUUGGCGAAGCCCAAGAGACCGUCCGUGACGAACGCUCAGCUCGCGAAUAUGCAGAGACACAAAUGGUUGACUGGAAGUCAAAAGGCGAAGAGGUUCAGAAACUGCUGCAGGACGUCCAGGCCGAGAUGGCACGCAACGAUGCUGAGCGCGAAGACCUCCUAGCGAGGUUGGCCGAUGCAGAGAAGCGUGCUGAUGAUGCAGAGAGCCGCUCGUCUGAGCUUGAAACCAAGGUCAUCGAGGCUGAAAGCAAGAACGUCGACAUGACGACGUUUAUCAACAACGAUGAGGGCGAUGAGAACAAGAAGGUUUACUCAGAACUCGAAUGCCAAUCUGCUAUUGCAGAGAAGGUCAAUGAGAUUGCACGCGACCUGCACACAGCCUACAAGGCUAAACACGAGAAGAAGAUCAAAGCCCUCAAGGACAAUUACCAGAAGAAGGCCGACGAAAAGUGCAAAGAGCUUCGGGCGCAGAUUGCUAGUCUCGAACGGCAAGUGGAAGACGCAGAGAAGAAGCGUGACAAUACUUUCAGUAGGAUCAAUCCAGGCCAGCACGACGCCAGGGACGAGAGCCAAGGAGUAUCUCCCUCAAAGAACACACGGAACGCCGAAGACGCUCAGAUGCUAGAAGCGCAGAGAGCUGAAAUCGAGAACCUCAAGGCUAGACUCGCCGGUCUUCAGUCGGAACUUCAGUCUCUUCGCAAAUCCCACGAUACCCUUGUUGAAGACCUUGAAGCUGAGCGCAUCGAGAAAGGCGAGCUCGUAGCGGCCGCCGAACAGAUGCUUUCCAUGUGCGGAGAAAAGAUGGAAGAGAUGCAACAAGAAGACCUUCGCCGCUCACAAAUGGGCUCCGCACCUGCUGCCCCUCAACAGCAAGCGCCGCCUCAGCAAGCAAUGCGCAACACGGGUUUUCUGGCCGGUGGCCCCGGUGCCUCACGCCCCGGAUCCGCACUUGGCGGUGGACGUCCCGGCAGUGCGAUGGGUGACCGUCUAGGUGCCAUGAACGAGCGUACCGGCAGUGGAAUCGCUAAACCAUCUGGACUUCGCGCACCAGGUGGCCUUAAGUUCCAAGGUGCUCCCGGUUUGAACCGGAGUCAAAGUGGUGGGAAGAGCAGGUUACUGUCCAACAUCGAGCGCAUGGGUGGGGGAAAGACACAGGAAUAG